This is a messenger RNA of Haliotis rubra (blacklip abalone), 495 nucleotides long. RefSeq lists its product as uncharacterized. The record is from RefSeq and is a predicted model, not a curated record. Lineage: Eukaryota; Metazoa; Mollusca; Gastropoda; Lepetellida; Haliotidae. The coding region runs from base 118 to 495 and encodes 125 amino acids. The transcript has 4 exons.
CUGGCAGAAGGUCCCACGGCUAUAAGGGACGGAUGUUGAAAGGCAGAACGUUUCAGCACCAACGACUGAUCCGCUCAAAGCCGCGGUUGCACGAGUUGAGCCAGAGCAAAUAUCAUCAUGACGACGUUGCAGACGGUGUCGUUCCUGCUGUUUCUGGCGACCCCUGGGCUGACCAUGCCUUCAGAAGUGGACAGAGCCAAGAAGAUGAGUGAUCCUAACCAGUGGAAACACUUAAGACCUCAGAACCAGGCAAAUGGUUGCCUCGUGUCCGGACAAACCUUCAACCACGCCGCCGUCUUCAUCAUGAACAACAAUCCCUGCAUCAAGUAUCAGUGCCAAAAUGGACAAGCACUGCCAAUUGAAAUAAAAUGUCUGGACCAGCAAAACCGGUGCCACGUGGUUGGAAGCAGGACGCGACAAUCAAACUGUCUUAUGAUGCAGUGCCAAACAAAUGGCGUGCUCCAGCACGUGCAAAGUGGUGUGUAUAGUUUUUGA